AUGAAAAAAAAUACUCAAAAAAUAAUAAAUCAACUUCCAAUUGGAAAAUUUCAAGAUGUAAAAAAAGAUAUAGUACCAGUAGACCGAACAAAAUCCAGAUUUCAAGAGGAUGUAACUAUACCUGAGAAAUUUAGAGCAAAAUUAGCUACUGAAAAUACUUUUCUUUUUACUUCAGAAUCUGUCGGUGAAGGUCAUCCUGAUAAAAUAUGCGACCAAGUAUCCGAUGCAAUCCUAGAUGCUUGCUUAAAAGUUGACCCUUUUUCCAAAGUUGCUUGCGAGACAGCAACAAAAACUGGGCUUGUUUUUGUAUUUGGUGAAAUUAGUACUUCUGCCUCUCUUGACUAUCAACGAAUAAUACGUGAUACUAUUAAACGUAUAGGUUAUGAUGAUUCUUCAAAAGGUUUCGAUUAUAAAACUUGUAAUAUUUUGGUGGCAAUUGAACAACAAUCACCUGAUAUUGCUCAAGGCCUUGUCCGACAAGGUCAAAAUCUCGAAGAUAUCGGUGCUGGUGAUCAAGGCAUUAUGUUUGGAUACGCAACUGAUGAAACUCCCGAAUUAAUGCCACUCACAAUUACACUUGCACAUAAAUUGAAUAAAAGAAUGUCUGAUCUUCGUAGAAAUGGCAAUUCUUGGAUUAGACCAGAUUCUAAAACACAAGUUACUGUACGUUAUAAAAAUGACAAUGGAGCUUUAAUCCCCCUUGAAGUUGAUACAAUUGUUAUCUCUAUACAACAUUCACCUGACAUUACUUUAGAAGAUUUGCAACAACAAUUAAAUGAACAUGUUAUCAAACCCGUUAUACCUGCAAAAUAUCUUACCGAAAAAACUGUUUAUCAUUUACAGCCAUCUGGAAAAUUCAUUAUUGGUGGUCCUCAAGGUGAUGCUGGAUUAACGGGACGUAAAAUCAUUGUUGAUACGUAUGGGGGACAUGGUGCACAUGGCGGUGGUGCAUUUUCUGGAAAAGAUUGGUCUAAAGUAGAUCGUUCUGCUGCAUAUACAGCUCGAUGGAUUGCCAAAUCUAUUGUAAAUGCUAAACUUGCACGUCGUGCCCUUGUGCAACUUUCUUACGCAAUUGGAGUUGCAGAGCCACUUUCAAUCUUUGUUGAUACCUAUGGAACAUCAACUAAAACUGACAAGGAACUGUUGGACAUCAUUAAAAAGAAUUUCGAUUUAAGACCAGGUGUUAUUGUGCAAGAAUUGGGUCUCCAUAAACCAAAUGGUUGGUCUUAUGAACAAACUGCUUCAUAUGGACAUUUUGGUCGUGAUGAGUUCCCAUGGGAAAAACCAAAGGAAUUGAAAUUAUAA
Molecule: messenger RNA, 1305 nt
Organism: Entrophospora sp. SA101
Lineage: Eukaryota; Fungi; Glomeromycota; Glomeromycetes; Entrophosporales; Entrophosporaceae
Source: the annotation of a GenBank genome assembly